This is a messenger RNA of Sphenostylis stenocarpa, 1560 nucleotides long. NCBI's taxonomy places the organism in Eukaryota, Viridiplantae, Streptophyta, Magnoliopsida, Fabales, Fabaceae. The record is from the annotation of a GenBank genome assembly.
AUGAUGGUUAGGGAGAUCGAGAGUGAGGGAAGGACAACGAAGCAGCAUAACCAUUCUAGCGGUGAUGACAAUGCAGUGGUGGUGACAAUAAUGGAAAAAUUCCAUGCUCUAUUGUUCAAGUGGGCUUCAGGGAGAGUCGAGGGGGGAUGGAUGAAGAUGAGAGUAAUGGGGAUGGCACUCACUUUGAAAGAGGAGGAUGCAGCUCACUGGGUUUACAGAGGGGAAGGAGCUGUUAAUCUUGUGCUCGCUUACACUGGAUCCUCUCCUUCUUUUAUUGGGAAAGUGAUCCGCAUACGUAAGGCUCCAAAGAAUGGAUUGCAGUCAAACGGUGUGAGUGUGAGGAAUAGCAUAGCUUUGACUCCUCAUGAACUUGUCAUCUGGAAAGAUGCGCAUCAACUUAUUUCCUCUUCUGACAAGGACAUUGCUGAUCAACUAUAUGUGGAGCAUGUUAUGAAGCCCUUACUUGGUUCCAACUUUGUUGAUGCUGGGGUAUUCAUGCUUAAUGCCUUUGAUGCCUUCAUGCUCGUCUUGGUGACCAGGCAUUUCCUUGAGUUAGUUGAGAAGAAUGUUACUUGUUAUCGUCCUGUGUGGCGAGUUGAUGCUGCUCGGGUUGAUACACAUUGUGAUUUUGGCCUUCUCAUGUCUGAUCAUUCACUUUUUGCUCAUGCUGAGAUAUCAUCAAUUUCAAGUAGUCAAGGACCUAGCCCUUGCUUAUCUAUUGAGAUAAAGCCCAAAUGUGGAUUUCUUCCAAUGUCAAGAUUCAUAUCUAAAGGGAAUGCUAUCAAAAGGAGAAUAACUCGAUUUGAAAUGCACCAAACUCUGAAAUUGCUUCAAGGAGAGAUAUCACAGCUAAGUGACUACAAUCCACUUGAUCUGUUCUCUGGAUCCAAGGAAAGAAUUCAAAAAGCGGUUAAAAGUCUCUUUUCAACUCCUCAAAACAAUUUCCGUGUAUUUUUUAAUGGCUCUCUCAUACUUGGAGGACUGGGAGGUGUUGCAAAAAAUACAGAUGUUUGUAUUGCUAAAAAAUUUGAAGAUGAACUUAAGUCAGUCAUUCAAGCUGAUGAUGGUUUGUACACAGAGUACUUAUUUACUCUUGUUACUGAGGCUUUGCAAAACUCAGGAGUCCUUGAUAAGCUCCUGGAGGUUCAGAAGCUUGAUAAUAUUGACAUAGAAGGAGUCAUUCAUGCAUAUUAUGACAUUACAUCUCAACAGUGCAUGGUGUGUAAGGCAUUGAGUGAAGAACAGGCAAAAACAUAUGCCUCUUUGCAUUCAGCUUCAUUUGAUGAAAGCUUGAGAAUUGUAAAGGACUACCUAAUAGCAGCAACUGCAAAAGACUGCAGUUUGAUGUUGUGUUUUAGACCAAAGAAUGAGGAGGAUUCUCGAUUGGUGUACAAUAAUGUAUAUCUUGAGUCAACUAACCAGGCCUUUGAUUUUAAGGUGUAUUUUAUCGACCUCGAUUUAAAGCGCUUGAGUAAAGUGGAAGACUACUAUGAAUUAGAUAAGAAGAUAGUGAGCAGCUACAAACAAAUGAUCAAAAUGGAUCAAGGAAGAAAUAUGUAA